UCAGUUACACAAAAAGAUAAAGAGAAAAAAUGUCCCCGGGGUAGAGUUGAUCGUUGGUUCGCUUAAGUGGACGUCGUCUCGGUAGUCGCAGUGAGUGCGAGGAAGUCAACACGAGGAAGUCGACGAGUCGUUCCCGGAGGUGGAUUUCCGAGAUUUUUUCGAAUCCAAAAGUGCAUCGCGGGCGGAAGUGGAAACGGUUUCUGGUAGCUGUUGAUCGCGUCUGGAUCGGAAGUGUCGAGCUACGAUCGACGACGAUCCUGGAGUGGGACAUAGAAUGAGGAUAUUCGUUAUAGUCGUGUGUGGACUGGUAAUCGUUCUGACGUGCUUUGAAUCGACAUCAGUGAACAGUGAAAGUAGUUCUGUGCUAGGUCUAGAAGUGCCAAGUAGAUGGGAUAGCUUAAAUCGACUGUUCAGUUCCAAGCAGAGUGAUGCUAAAGAAGAACGAAACCAGGUCAACUAUGAAGUUUACGUAACACCGGUUAUGUCCCGACAUGUGGAAUUACGCGCCAAAAACCCGUUGCUGUCAUGGCUGGCAAAUGUGCUGAAUUUCGGUGGAGCCCAAUCGGAAGUAGAGCAGAAUCCCGAGCCCAAACCAGGAGAUUGUCCAAAGUGCACAUGUGGCGUCUCAUUGGUGACAUCCCGGAUUGUGGGCGGUGUCGUAGCCGACAUAAACGAGUUUCCCUGGAUGGCAAUGCUGCACUAUCGGGGGACAUUCUACUGUGGUGGAACGUUGAUCAGCGAUCGCUACGUUUUGACGGCAGCGCACUGUGUCUUGAACUUCAAACCUAGUCAAAUCACGGUCAAGGUGUACGAUACACGAGAGGCUCGGAUGGUCACGAAGGCUGUCGAAAAGCUGCACGGGAACGAUCGAUUCAAUUUGGACACGUUCAAUAAUGAUAUUGCCCUGGUGAAGCUGCAAAGGACGCUGAACGUGAAGGAUCACUUUGUGACGUUGUGUUUGCCCACUCCAGGUAAGAGCUUUUCCGGAUUGGAUGGAACCGUUUCCGGGUGGGGAAAGCUGUCGAAUGGGAGUUUGUCCCACACAUUGCAACAAGUUAAGGUCCCGAUCAUGACCAAUCAGCAGUGCAAGAAGAGCGCCUACCGAGCAUCACGGAUUACCGAUAAUAUGAUGUGCGCUGGCUUCCCGGAUGGUGGUCACGAUGCUUGCCAGGGCGACAGUGGUGGACCGCUGCAAGUGGGUGAUGCCAACGCCCGUGAAAUCGUCGGUAUCGUAUCAUGGGGCGAAGGAUGUGCCAAACCCAACUAUCCCGGAGUGUACACUCGAGUCAACCGAUAUUUGCAGUGGAUCAAGAGCAACGCUAAAGAUGGAUGCCUAUGCGAUCCACCUGAGUAGCAAUAACCCACCUAUCUAGUAACUUGCCAAUGAUGCCGCGAUGAUGAAUAGUUUUAUUGUGUUACUUUUAUUUGGUUCUGUUGUUAGAACUGGGUUGUAGAACGAGAAAUUCUAGUAAAAUAAUGACAUGUCAAUAAA
Messenger RNA from Aedes aegypti (yellow fever mosquito), 1492 nucleotides. RefSeq names its product trypsin-1. Gene Ontology annotation, molecular function: serine-type endopeptidase activity. The coding region runs from base 275 to 1354 and encodes 359 amino acids. The transcript is spliced from 3 exons. NCBI's taxonomy places the organism in Eukaryota, Metazoa, Arthropoda, Insecta, Diptera, Culicidae. Gene Ontology annotation, biological process: proteolysis. The record is from RefSeq and is a predicted model, not a curated record.